AUGUUGCGGCGAGGGGCCUCGACUUCCCCGAUGUCAAAUGGAUUAUCCAGAUGGACCCGCCACAGGCAUGAGCUACCUGCUGUUGCUGCUGCUGCUGCUGUUGCUGCUGCUGCUGCUGUUGCUGCUGCUGCUGCUGUUGCUGCUGCUGGUGCUGCAUUGGCUGCUGCAGCUGACUGCAGCUGCUCUCUCGGCUGCUGCUGCCGCUGCUGCUUCCGACUGGACGAUUCGCUGCAGUGCAGCAUUCCGCUGCUGCUGCUGCAGCCGCGACCAGCUGCGGCGCUGCUGCUCCACUGCUGCUGCUGCUGCUGCUGCUGCUGCUGCUGGCAGAACCCUGAGGUGUUCGUACACCGCAUUGGGCGCACUGCGCGCGCCGGCCGCAGCGGCGCUGCGCUGCUGCUGCUGCUGCAGCACGAAGAAGCUUACGAAGCAUUUUUGCGAAACCGCGGAGUCCCUUUGUGUCCCUUUGAGGAGACACAGGAGGGGCAGCAGCUGCAGCAAACUGCAGCAGCAGCAGCAGCAGCAGCAGCAGCAGACGCGGAAGCAGCAGCUGACGAGAAGCAGCAGACGCACAACCCCUUCCUGUCCAAGGCAGAAACAGAUGCCGUCAACGACGCAAUGCAACUCGCUGUGCAGCAGGACCAAGCCCUUAUUCAGAAGGGCGCCCGCGCCUUUGUCUCUUUUAUCCGCGCCUACAAGGAGCACCAACUUUCUUUUCUCCUGCCUUAUGCGCAACUGGACCUGGGGAAGCUGGGGACGGCGCUGCGGCUGCUGCGGCUGCCGCGCAUGCGCGAAGUUGUGGGGAAAAGCCUCAAGAGUUUUGUUCAAAGCCCCGUAGACCCUUUAUUAGUUCCUUACAAGUAUGACUUGGAGCGGGAGCAGCAGCGGCAGCAGCAGCUGCAGCAGCAGCGGGCCAAGCGGCAGCAGCAGCAGCAGGAGAAGGAACGCAGGAAGAAGCAGCAGCAGAAAGCCAGCAGCAAACCCGGCGCGCAGAAAAAACAAAAAAGAACCACCAGCGAAAAGAGACGCGCCAAAAAAAGGGCCUUCAGAAGGCGCGGAGCUCAGCAGUGCAGCAACGGACUCGGAGAGCGAGGAGACGGAGACAGAAGAAAUAAAAGAAAAAGAAUUUUCGAAUUCAAAAAGAAAUAA
This is a messenger RNA of Eimeria necatrix, 1146 nucleotides long. RefSeq names its product RNA helicase, putative. The coding region runs from base 1 to 1146 and encodes 381 amino acids. The transcript has 4 exons. NCBI's taxonomy places the organism in Eukaryota, Apicomplexa, Conoidasida, Eucoccidiorida, Eimeriidae. The record is from RefSeq and is a predicted model, not a curated record.